Messenger RNA from Aspergillus affinis, 2358 nucleotides. RefSeq lists its product as uncharacterized. The coding region runs from base 1 to 2358 and encodes 785 amino acids. Gene Ontology annotation, cellular component: nucleus. Gene Ontology annotation, molecular function: DNA-binding transcription factor activity; transcription cis-regulatory region binding. The record is from RefSeq and is a predicted model, not a curated record. The transcript is spliced from 5 exons. Gene Ontology annotation, biological process: positive regulation of transcription by RNA polymerase II. Lineage: Eukaryota; Fungi; Ascomycota; Eurotiomycetes; Eurotiales; Aspergillaceae.
AUGCUGCACCUCAAUCGUCGUCGAUACCAUCCGGUAUGCGAUCUCGCACAGGCUGGUGACGAGCAGAAGCCCGAAUGUUCGCAAUGUCGCAAAGGUGGUAGAGAGUGUCGGCCCAGCGAAGGCAUCGUCUUCCGCCAUCAACAAAAUGCAUCGAUGAACAAGAACUUGGACGACCCUUCGCCUGGUCGUGGUAAUCUCAAGGGAUUCUACUCGUACAAGAAUACGUUCGAUAAGGAUAGCGUGUGGUUGGAUAUUCCGAAGCAUGGUAGUCCUCCCCUCUACACUUCCACCUACCUGUUCCUGUGUUUUAUCUUCGUCGACAAUUCAGAUCCGUAUGCCGAUGAUCUCGAGGCCGCGCUAGGCGAGUCCGAAGCUGCUAUUCUGGCCGCCAAUUCGCAGACUCGACACUGGAAUUCUCAUCAUCCCUCCCCGUCGGACGGGGAAUCUCACGGCCUCGAAACCCUUUCCACGGCGGCUGUUCAUGAUCGCCUUUCGUAUCCUCCCUUCAGUGUUGAACAACAACAGGCUUUGACGGCGACCGACGGCGGCUCGGCCUUCAACACUGUUUCGACCACCUCCAUCUCGUCGGGACCUUCUCCGAACCCUCCACGCAGCACGAUACCCCCUCUCGCUUCCCCUCCCAUCUCGAUCGCCUCCAGCAAUAAUAAUACUAAUAAUAACAUCAACUUCCUUCUGAAUCCCUCUUCUCAGUCACACUCGCCGCCGGUUGAUCCGACGAUCCAGCAUGCACCUGAGCGUAGAGGUUCGUCGUUGACGUCCAGGUCCCUCGUGUCAAGAGGCGGCAAACCGGUUGAACAGCGGUCGGACAUGCCGGUGGAGACCGAGCACGAGAUCGCCUUUCUAUUAAGAAAUUUCUCCGAAGCACCAGGACUCUGGAUGGAUUUGUUCGACCUGGGAACGUAUUUCGCAUCUUAUAUUCCUGUCAGGGCUCUGACGAAUCCGUUGCUUAAAUACGCAGCGUGUGCAUAUUCCGCGAAGCAACUAGGCCGCAUCAGGAAGUUUGGAUCCUCCACCGGAGAUGCCGUCUCUAUCCAAGCUUCGCUGGAUUCGUGGCCCGAUGAAAGUGCCGUAGACUGGGGUUGGUAUGGAGCCAAAUAUUACGAAAAGGCCAUCCAGCUUUUGAUGAAAGAGCUUCAGCCGGAUAAGGGCCCGGCGCCGCUAAGCACUCCCGAGGCCUUUGGGCAAUGGCAGGCUGCUGAGCUGUGUGAGAACGGUGACAAUCCUCGCAAGCGUCGACGGCGUUACACGGAAAGUCGCCUGUCUAACGGCGUUCACUCGGACGAGAUCCUAGCCGCCACGGCCAUCCUGUCUGUAUAUGAACUGCUGGAUGCGACCGGGCCAGCCUGGAGUCGGCAUCUGAGUGGUGUCAAGUCACUGCUGGAUGUGGCCGAAGUCGGAAUGAUGCCACUUGAACAGCGUCCGUCACCGGGAGAGACGGCUUUCCCACCUCCGAAGAGACCGGGACUCUCCAGGGCCCGAAAAGCGACAUUCUGGAAUUUCGCUCGGCAGGAUUAUCUAGCUGCUUUCAUCAACGAGUGUCAGACGAGGUUGAACACCGAGGACUUAGUGUUGUGGACUGAGGCGGGCCUUCAAAUCGAUAACAUGGGCUUUGUGCGGCUCACUAAUGCCACUACGGCUGGGUAUCCGGAAGGCGACGAGGCCAUGAAGGAGGACAUCGUCGGUAAUGGACUCAUCUGGAUCCUGUCUAAGAUCGUCAACUAUAUCAGUGCCGGGGACCACUUGCAUUUGGACAACGGCUCCGUUGAUUCGGGGCCCUUGGCAAUAUCGCAGCAGGUUCUGCUGGAGCGGUGGUACCGUCUGGAGACCGAGCUUGAUGUAUGGUAUAACGGGCUUCCGCAUACGUUCCGACCUUGUGCAAGGCUUCAAUCACGUGCAAAGGACAGCGCAACCGGUAAUGACCUCUCGUCUCUCUGUGAGAUAUGGCACAGCAUUCCGGUUUGCGCAUCUGCCAUGCAACACUACCAUAUGGCUCGGAUUCUGCUUCUCAUCAACAAACCCCACGAGUCAACCAGUAGACGGAGCACCAUUACCAACAGGCUCAACUCAUAUCGUUCGAUCGAGAGCGAAAUUCGGUUUCACAGCCGCGAAAUUGUAGGCAUCUCGAUGGGUCGUCCAAGUGGCGCCGUCCGGAUCAACUCUCUCCAGCCACUGUUCGUCAGUGGUCAGUGUCUCACCGAGCCUGCCGAGCGACGGACGACGUUGCAAUUGCUGCGCGGCAUCGAGACCGAGCUUGGCUGGGCAACGGAGUACCGGGUCAACCAACUGCUCCGAGAAUGGGGCUGGAAUGAGGGCGCCGGAGACGUUGAAGUUCCGUGA